CGCCGCACUCUCCCGCCGGCCCGGCCCGGCCUCCUGCCCUUGCCUAGAACGCUGUGCUGCCCUGCUGGCGCGCCGCGAGCCCCCGUGGGGGGCAGCCGCUGGGGGCCCCGCUGCCAUGCAGAGCCCCGCUGCCAGGCCUGGCUGAGAGGCCUGCAGCUGUACCUGGCAGGGAGGCCUGAGGGAAAGGUGCUGCCUUCAUCCAGCAGUGCCCCAGCCUGUGCCCCCGUUGGGCAGGGGCUGGCACCGCCUGCUGUUUAGCCCUGACGCGGAACCAGUGCCGGGGCCAUGUUCCCACGCCCCCUCACCCCGGUGUUGGUGCGGGGUGCAGAGAUGGGAGCCACCUCCCUACGCCGGGCUGCUGUGCCCACCCGUAUGCGGGGCAGCAGUCGCACCAUGUUGUUGCCCUCCAUGCUCAUGUUUGGAGUGAUUGUGGCUUCCAGCGGCCUGCUGCUCAUGAUUGAGAGGGGCAUUUUGGCAGAGGUGAAGUCACCACCGCUCCAUCCCUCGCAUGGAGACCUCGCUUGGAGGAGCAGUGGAAGCACCAGGGCCGUGGCCCCUGAGAACAUGGAUUACCAGGUGGUACAAGACAUUCGAAACAGAACAAUCCACACCAUAUGUGGGCAAAAGAGCAUGCCUCACAGCAUCUGGGAGCUUUCAGCAGGUCAGAGGAGAACAAUGCUCAAACACAUCCUGGUCAGUGAUAAAUACCGUUUCUUAUACUGCUACGUCCCCAAAGUCGCCUGCUCUAACUGGAAACGAAUACUGAAAGUUUUGGAUGGAGCACUGGAGAAUGUGAACGUAAAACUCAAAAUGGACCACAAAAAUGACUUGAUUUUUCUCAGUGACAUGAAGCCAGAUGAGAUCAGCUAUCGGCUAAAGCAUUACUACAAGUUUAUAUUUGUUCGAGAUCCAAUGGAGAGACUUUUAUCAGCUUAUAGGAAUAAAUUUGGAGAAAUCAAAGAGUACCAGUUAAAGUAUGGUGUGGAAAUAAUUAAAAGAUACAGAAAAAGCGCCCAAAAGUCCACAGGGGAUGAUGUCACAUUUUCUGAGUUUCUUCAGUACCUGUUAGAUGAAGAGGCAGAGAGAAUGAAUGAACACUGGAUGCCCAUCUACAAUCUAUGCCAACCUUGUGCGGUGAGGUACGAUUUCAUCGGAUCAUAUGAAAGACUGAAUAUGGAUGCAGAUUACAUUCUUGAACAUAUUCGAGCACCUUCUUUUAUCCGUUUCCCAGAAAGACAAUCGUGGUAUAAGCCUGUGACUCAGGAAACUCUACAUUACUAUCUAUGUAACACUCAACGUGGGCUUAUAAAAGAACUGUUACCAAAAUACAUUCUGGAUUUUUCAUUAUUUGCCUAUCCUCUUCCAAAUGUUACUAGUGAAUUUUGCAGGCAGUAAACCUUUUCUGUUUAUGGGUUGGACUAUGUGAAAAAGUUCUGUUGAUAAUGUUCUGCAACAUUUUUAUAUUGGCAAAAGCUCUUGUGUAGUUGCAGUUGUAUCAUAAAAGUACUGUUGCUCCUGUAGAUAAUCAACAACCAGUAUACAGUCUAUUGGCAAAAACACUUUUAUGCCAGUUUAAACUGCACCAACACUUGGAGGCUACGUCUACAUUGGCAAGAUUUUGCACAAAUACUCUUUAACGCAAGAGUUUUUGCAUUAGAGUAUUUGCGCAAGAGAGUGCC
This is a messenger RNA of Pelodiscus sinensis (Chinese soft-shelled turtle), 1679 nucleotides long. The record is from RefSeq and is a predicted model, not a curated record. NCBI's taxonomy places the organism in Eukaryota, Metazoa, Chordata, Testudines, Trionychidae.